GGAAGCAGCGCUAUCCACCACACCUCAAGCGUUCCUCACGACAGCAUUGAUUGCAAACCAAAACAAACGACCGCAACAAAGCAAGCAACAAGAAGCACUGGAGAUGAGCGACCAGGCAGCACAGGACUUUGCGGCCGUGCGUGUGACGCAUGCGGCGACGGGCGCGUCCAUUGUGGUGCACCCGCACGGCGCAACGCUGCUGUCGUGGAUGCCGGCGCCUGCGCCACCUUCGCUCGUGCCAAGCCCGAGCGGGAACGGGAAAGAGGUGCCCCUGGACGACGGCGAGAAGGUCGUGGUUGGCGGCACGGGCGACGUGCUAUUCGUGUCCAGCGACACAGUGCUGCGAGAGGACAAGGCCAUCCGCGGCGGCGUCCCCAUCGCCUUCCCGCAAUUUGCGGGCGAGGGAAGCCUGCCCAACCACGGCUUCGCCCGCACCUCGCGCUGGACCGUGGCAGAGAAGGGCGACGGCAUGAUCGUGCUCACGCUGGAGGACAACCCGCGCACCCGCGCCGUCUGGGGCCACGCCUUCAAGCUGGAGCUGCGCAUCGAGUUUGACGACGCAAAGUGCCACUCCACCCUCACCGUCCACAACACAGGCGACGCCCCAAUCGAGCCACAGGCCCUGCUGCACACCUACUACCGCGUGCAGAACAUCAACGUCGUCUACGUGGAGGGCCUCACGGGCCUCACCUACGAGGACAAGGUGCAGGACUUCAAGUCCUUUGAACUCAAGGACAAGCACCUCACCAUCAAGGGCGAGACAGACAAGAUCUUCCGCAGCGCAGCACCACAGGGCAAGGCCACCUUCACCCUGGACGCCGGCAGCGGCAUGUGGCGGCACAUCAGCCUGUGGGCAGAAGCGGGCCCCGGGGACGGUAGUGGCGACGACGCCUCCGCCACCAUGAAGCCCGUGCCCUGCGACGCUGUCGUCUGGAACCCUUGGGAGGACAAGGCCAAGGCCAUGGGCGACUUUGGCGACAACGAAUUCAACAACAUGAUCUGCGUCGAGCCGGGCUGCGUGCGCAACAAGCCCACCAUCCCGCCUGGCCACCGAUUCGCCCUGCAUCAGGAAAUCUCCCUCGAGUGAUUUGACGUGGGUGCGUGUUUGGGUGUUUGGUGUUUUGGAGGGGGGGGGGGGGUGGGAAUGGUGGUGGUGACGAGGAUGUGGAUGUGGAUGUGGAUGAGGAGGGGAGGGGAGGUGGGUGCGUGGCGGGGGACGCUCGGGGGGAAGGUUACUGUCCCUUUCGUGCAUGUACCGGUGUGCUUUGUGCUGUGGGUCGUUGCAUUCGACGACAGCAAGGCGUUACGCUUCCUUGCUUUGAGUGUGUGGACGGCAUGGGGGUUUCUUCUUGUGCCCUUGUGCUGUUGUGUGGUUGUGCGCUUGUGCUCUGGUGCUUGUCUUGUUGCAACGCUGUUACAUUUGGCAAGAACAACACACAUACACACAUACACACGGAUGGCGGAG
Messenger RNA from Salpingoeca rosetta, 1465 nucleotides. RefSeq lists its product as uncharacterized. Gene Ontology annotation, biological process: carbohydrate metabolic process. The transcript has a single exon. The record is from RefSeq and is a predicted model, not a curated record. Gene Ontology annotation, molecular function: carbohydrate binding; isomerase activity. NCBI's taxonomy places the organism in Eukaryota, Choanoflagellata, Craspedida, Salpingoecidae. Bases 104 to 1087 code for a protein of 327 amino acids.